This is a messenger RNA of Staurois parvus, 315 nucleotides long. The record is from the annotation of a GenBank genome assembly. Lineage: Eukaryota; Metazoa; Chordata; Amphibia; Anura; Ranidae.
UGGGCACUGACUGGCGGCACUGACUGGCACAACCGCUGGGCACUGACUGGUGGCACUGACUGGCAGCACUGCUGGGCUGCACUGGUGGGUGGCACUGGUGGGCAGCACAGGUGGGUGGGCACAGGUGGGUGGCACUGGUGGGCACAGGUGGGCGGAACUUGUGGGUGGCACUGCUGGGCACCGAUCAUCAGGGCACUGAUCAUCAGUGCCCUGAUGAUCGGUGCCGAUCCUCGCUCUGACAACUGCCGGUUCUCGGCAGUACUUUCCUCACGAUCUGACAGCGUGAGGAAAGUGCAGCCGAGAACCGGCAAUUGC